Cladocopium goreaui is the source of this 1437-nucleotide messenger RNA. Lineage: Eukaryota; Dinophyceae; Suessiales; Symbiodiniaceae. The record is from the annotation of a GenBank genome assembly.
AUGGAGGCUGUCAAGAGCCUCAGCAGAGGCAAUGGGCUGCAUGAUGAAGCAGUGGCUUGGUGUUUUUACGCCAACAUCGCUUUCUUAGAGCACCAUGGCCGACGUGUUGGUCACCAAGAAGGAGAACACACAGAGGCGCCCAACAUUCCGGUGUUGGUGGGCGGGGCGCCUUCCUCCAGAAAGACAUGCUUGAUAGCCAUGACGACCGACUUCAUGUUGGAUGCAUCCGGAGCCCCGCAGACAAUGGCAAAGCGAGAGUGCAUCCUCGCGGAUGCCACGGUUGCAGGCAUUAGAGCAGCCAUUUACAACUACAACAGAGCUGCCGUGAUUGCCGAUGAAGCGUCCAAUGUCUAUGAGACCCCUUGGUCAGAGAAAGGGUCGGGUGGCAUCCACUACUUGAGCAAGCCCAAAAUGAACACCUACGUGCUCAGUGAAGCUGAUGAUCAAGCCACGGGGAAAGGUCAAGUACACCUCGGCUCCACUCAUCACCCUUACCUGUUUCUCCACAAGGUGGCAGGCCAAACUGAGAUUCUUGAGUUCAUUGCGCAGCCAGUGACCCAUGGCUUCAACAAGCGGUUCAACUUGGUGUUUGCGCCAGAGCAUGCCCCAGAGUCAUCCGAAGUUCACACAGGCACUGCCAAGAGUUUCUUUGCACAGCUGCAUGCUUGGAUGUAUAAGAAUGCUUGGACCAAGGAAGGGCAUCACUACCUGGAUGGCUAUGCUUUGACGUGCUACAGAAGUAUCAAGAAGGCAGUGGAGGAGUUCGUGCAAGAGAAAGGCAUCUUUCUCACCAAGGAUGCCCAAAGGAAAGUCCGAUUCUGGUCCACCGAUGUCUUGCGCCUAGCCCAUGCGAACAUGCGCAUUUGCCAGUUCUCUGUGGCGCAGUUUGGGAGCUCGAACAUGGCCGCGGCAGAGGCAGUCAGGACCCAGCCAAAGGUCUACGAGUUCAUCUUGGCAGUGAACAUGUGGCUCCGGCAGCUGCACGUGCACAUCAGCUUCUACAAGUGGUUCCGGCAAAUGACAAACAGCACGUCCAACGCUUCCAGUAGGGAGCUUACUGCUGCCAUGGAAAGAGCUGAUGAUGGAGAUGAGUUGAGUCGGCUCAAGCUUGAUCUGUCAGUAGAGGAUCGGCUGAAGCAUGAGAUUCUGGUUCAUGAGAAAGCUUUGAAUUGGUUCAAGAAGAAUCGCGUCACCGCAGAUCAGAUCAAAGCCGCCUUGGCUGACUUGCAAAAGGUGGGCCUUUUGGAUGUUGAAAUGGACCCUGAAGCUGCCGCCUCGCCGCCUGUCUCUGGUGCUGAGGCCAAGUCCAAAGCCAGGUCCAAAGCCAAAGGCCCCAAGCCAGUAGUGUACGUCAAGCGCUCUGCCCGGGAGAUUGUGGACAAUGCGGAGGCAGAGGCUCUCCGCAAGCGGCUUUUGGUGCCCAUCAAGUGCUUCUGA